This is a messenger RNA of Melanotaenia boesemani (Boeseman's rainbowfish), 2112 nucleotides long. It is a transcript of the gene ralba, whose product is annotated as v-ral simian leukemia viral oncogene homolog Ba (ras related). The transcript has 6 exons. Gene Ontology annotation, cellular component: plasma membrane. Gene Ontology annotation, molecular function: GTPase activity; GTP binding; GDP binding. NCBI's taxonomy places the organism in Eukaryota, Metazoa, Chordata, Actinopteri, Atheriniformes, Melanotaeniidae. Gene Ontology annotation, biological process: Ras protein signal transduction. The record is from RefSeq and is a predicted model, not a curated record. The coding region runs from base 350 to 973 and encodes 207 amino acids.
UGUAGUUUUACUUCCGGAGGGUGGGGCGUCUGUUGCAGGAGCGGUUCGUAUUCGGAGAGCCAAUGCCUCUGCUUGCGCUGUUAAAGCAGUCAGCAAGAUAACACCAACCAAGGGCAGUUAAUCGAUUCCUGCUUUGGAAAGCUGGUUGGAGAAUUCAUAAGGACCACGAGGAAGACAGAUAUGCUGCAAUGAAAACCUGCCUUUGCUUACAUUAAGCUGUGAAGUUGUGCCUGUGUGUGGGUGUGUGUGUGUGUGUGUGUGUAUGUGUGUGUGUGUGUGUGUGUAUGUGUGUGCGCUCGAGUGUACACUUGUUUGAGUGUGUAAGAGAAGCACAAAGAAGAAUCUGGUGAUGGCUGCCAAUAAAGGUAAAAACCAGAGUUCGCUGGUACUGCACAAAGUGAUAAUGGUGGGAAGUGGAGGCGUGGGGAAGUCUGCGCUCACGCUUCAGUUCAUGUAUGAUGAGUUUGUGGAGGACUAUGAGCCCACCAAAGCAGACAGCUACAGGAAGAAGGUGGUCCUGGAUGGGGAGGAAGUCCAGAUCGACAUCCUGGACACAGCUGGUCAGGAGGACUACGCUGCUAUCAGGGACAACUAUUUUCGCAGCGGGGAGGGCUUCCUGCUCGUCUUCUCCAUCACAGAGCGCGAGUCCUUCACUGCUACUGAUGAGUUCAGGGAGCAGAUCUUGCGGGUGAAGGCAGAAGAGGACAAGAUUCCUCUCCUACUGGUAGGAAACAAAUCGGACCUGGAGGAACGUCGGCAGGUCUCGGUGGACGAAGCUCGUGGCAAGGCCGAUGAGUGGGGAGUCCAGUAUGUAGAGACGUCGGCCAAAACUAGAGCCAACGUGGACAAGGUUUUCUUUGACCUGAUGCGUGACGUACGGGGCAAGAAAAUGUCCGAAAACAAGGACAAAAACGGGAAAGGAAAAAAUAAGAAGAGCAAGAAGAGUUUCAGAGAGAGAUGCUGUUUACUUUGAGCUCUACAUGGACCUAAACAAAUCACAAUACAAAUGUCAUGCAGACGUCUUCGCCAUCUAAAUAAAAUUUGAUCUGAUGAUUUUUUUUUCCAAUAGCUUGUUAUAGAUUAGUGUCUAGAACAAUCUCAACCACUUUGCUGCCAAUUUUAAUGACUGAAAUCUGGCUUAGGGUCUAAUUGGAAGAUGACCGCUGUUGACUGUGACUUGGAUUGCAGUGUUUGAUGGCUCACAGUAAACUAAUGGCCAAACUGCCAGUGACACUAACUCUGCUGCUCAAGACAUUCUCCACUGUUUUAACUCUGAAUCCUACUACCUUUAACAUUGGCUCAGUGUAUGUUUUGUUAGCAGGGCUCCUCAUUUCUUCAGUUGCUCUGAAUCUUAAGGCUUUCUUUUAGUUUGUUUCUUUUUUUCCUGUCAGUUCAUUGAUUUACAAGGAACUCUAAUGCUGCUGUAUGUCAUGUUUGUAAUUAUUGAUAAUGGCAUUCGCUGCCCUUUUCUAUUGAACAUGUUGGCCUCCACCAUUAGUCUGUUCAGAGUUGUGUCCUAAAAAAAAUCAGCCUGUUUUGGGAUUGUUUUUUUUUUUAUUAUUAUUAUUAUUAUUAUUAUUAUUAUUAUUAUUAUUAUUAUUAUUAUUAUUUCCUCCAGUUCAACCUAGGGUUUGUGAUUUUUUUUUAAUUUUUUUUUUUUUUUUAGAAGAAAGGAUUAUUGAGUGCAAAGCAAUCAGAAAGAGGUGUUGCCAAACAGGGUAAUUUCACUAGUCAGAUUUAACUGCCCUGACAUUAUUCCCACAAGUCAUUCAUUAAAAAAUGCUUUGCAGGUUUUUAGGAAGGAGAAUGAAAAUCUCAGUGUAUCACUCAUUCUGACCUGGCAGAGCUUCAUGUAUAUAUUUUAGCAUUUGUUAAAUAGAUUGUGAUGAGAUCAUUCGUGAGUUGUUGGUCGGUGAGGAGAAAGCCAACCUGACGUACCUCUUGGUGCUGCAUUGUCUUUGUGUAAUCUGACUCUUACAGUGCAGAUUGUUUCCUGCCAAACUCAAGGAUUUUUUUUUUGGGGGGGGGGGUCAUUGCUGUAGUGACUGUUGACAAUCCAGGAUACCAGCCUGUUUCUGCAUUAUCAUCAAUGUGUUCUGAUGUUCUUUUAUU